AUGCGCGUCGCCAUCGUCGGCAGCGGCAUUUCCGGCCUCUCAGCCCUCUGGUUCCUCAAGAAACACUCGGACCACGAAGUCAACAUUUACGAGAGCGCCGAGCAUGUCGGCGGACAAGCGCGCGGUAUCAUCUACAGACGCGAGGGCAAGGAAGACGUGCUCGUGGAUACCGGCCUGAUGGCCUUUAGCCCUGCUGGAAGCCCCACCCUCGCCGCUUUCCUCAAGCACCUCGACCUGCCGACGCGACGGACGGACAUGUCGCUGGCCGUCUCGCGCCAACCCCGUCCCGCUGGAGUCCUCAACCUCUUCAACCCUCGUGCAUGGCGCCUCGCAUUCGACACCCUGCGUUUCCGGUAUGCCCAGGCGGACGACGAUCAGAAGCUCGGCGCGUGGCUCUCGGCGAACGGGUACAGCGCGGCGUUCUUUGACGAGUGGCUACUGCCACGUAUUGCGCGCCUCUGGUUGCUGACGGACGACCUGGCGGCCAAGUCGAUGCCUGCUGGCGAUGUCGUCCGCGGCGUGCAGGACCACGAGGCAAGUUGGGAGGCGAUCACGGGUGGCGGUGCCGCAUUAAUCGACAAGCUUGCGUCCGUCGUCCCGCCCGAGAACCUGCACACCCGCGCCGAGAUCGUGAGCAUCACAUCGCACGAGUACGGCGUGCGCCUCGUCGAGGCGGGCGGCACCAACCACAUCUACGACCAUGUGAUCCUGGCGAUUCCGGGCAACAGAGCCCUCAAACUCCUCAAGGCGGGCAGCUGGGCCGCCCCCGAGGAGGAAGAGGCGCUCUCUGGCGACUGGACAGGCAUUGACGCCGUCCCCGCAACCGGCGCCGUUCCGACCGCAGUAAGCGUAACCUCAACCCCCGCACCACCGGCCUAUGACGCCUCAAUGCCAGCCCCAACCCAAACCCUAGCUCUGACCUACGACAUGGGCCGUAUUGCAGCCCAGCCCGGAAUCACGCUCCACAUUGCUCCUGGCUCGGCAUUCCAAGUUCCCCUCCCCUCCACGCGUGAUUUGGCUCCGGCACAGAACACGCGCCGGAUCGCGUACGCCGGCGCGUGGGCGCGCGGCGGCCGCGCCGAAGACGCGCUGGUUAGCGCCCUCGAGCUGGUCAAGUCUGCGCCGUUUAAUGCGUCCCCGCCUCUGGAGGGGCGCCGCCGCGCAGGCAUGGCCAUGACUCUGACUCUGGCCCGCAUUGUGCUCGCGUACGCCGAGGGCGUGCGCUCCAUCACCGCGCCGCUGUGGACGGUGGUGUCGUGGCCCGUGGCCCUCGCGCUGGCGAUCAUUGAGACCGCGACACCGGUACCCCGCGCGCGGCGCCAGAUCGCGCUUCUCCGCAAGUGUUGGGAGUAG
Molecule: messenger RNA, 1353 nt
Organism: Cutaneotrichosporon cavernicola
Lineage: Eukaryota; Fungi; Basidiomycota; Tremellomycetes; Trichosporonales; Trichosporonaceae
Exons: 7
Coding region: 1-1353 (450 amino acids)
Molecular function (GO): oxidoreductase activity
Source: RefSeq, a predicted model, not a curated record